AUGGCGACAAAUAUCAACCGGCUAUGCUUCCUCUCAAGAAGCAAUUCUACAGCUCCUUUCCUAUAUCACACUAGAACACUUACGCCACUCUCAUCCGCGGCCCGAAAACAAUUCAAUCGCCGCUUUCCGCGCUCUUUUUCUACCCAGAACAAUACCGAGGCCAAUGAUGCGACGGAGAACAAAUCAUUAGCGGAGAAUAACACAAGUCAGAAUACUUCUGAACAGUCAAUUACCUCCAGCUCAACGAGUGAGGCAGCCCCGAAACCGCGACGAAGCUAUCUGCAGAAACGAGCAGCAUCUGUCACUGAAAGGCCUAGCCUCAGACCAUCUGUGGUGAAGAAGACAACGAAGAUAGCACCGAAGAUCACAACCCAGGAGAAAUUGGUAUUUGGAGGACUCCUAGAGCAGCUUGGAUUCAAGCACGAUGGGGAAACUACCGAGUCGAGCUCAUUGAAACCACUGAGCGAGGAGAAGAAGGCGGAAAUGGCCGAGCUCGUGUCGGUGUUUGACAAUCUGCUAAAAGACCCAAGGGCAAAGAAGGCGGCUUUGAAAGCUAAGCAGCAAGCGAAGGAUGACUAUUCUUCUUAUCGAAGACCAGAUAAGUCAGAAACGGAAGAACAAGUCUCAACGGAGAACCAAGGUCCAAAGCGAAUCAAUCUCCGUGAUCUGGGCUAUACCGAGCCCGCCACAGCGAGCGCUGCCGAAGUAACCGUCAGCCUGCGGAGGGCAAUUGAGAUCGUCGUCAAAGCGGAAUCAGAGCACAUCGAAUUCGCACUUUUCCAAGCCAUCGAGGAUGGCAAGGGCGACAUGGGUGUGUGGGAGGUAUGCAAAGAGCGCAUCUUCUCUAUGCUUCGCCACCUGGACGAGAAAUCUCUCGUGGAGGCUUCAGACCCGGACCGUCUGAGCACAACAGACCAGCCCGAACCACCCACCCAACCAUCAGGACCCCUCCGAGUCCCAGCCGUCGUUCCAGUCGCCCCCGUCGUAGUAGCUCUUUACCCUAAGACCCUUCUGAUCGCCUUCCGCCUGCUGAACACCCACUUCCGCGAAUCCCCCCUCAUCCCCCAAUUCCGCUCAACGAUCAAAGAGUACGGCCGUGUCUCUACUUUCCUCGGUGCUUCAUCGGGCUUGUACGAUGAAUUGAUCCACUACCACUGGCGAGUGUGCAAGGAUCUUCCCGCUGUGAUAUCGAUCCUGCGCGAGAUGAACCAGCUGGGCAUCAACCCGAGUAGCAAAUCCCGCGGUAUGUUGACCGGACUUAUCAUUCGCCAUGCCCGGGACUUGGAGGCUCAUCGGAAAUCCCCGGAUGGGAAGGAUUUCUUCUGGGAUUUGCCGUCUAACAAGGAGGCAUUCGAUGAGCUUACUCGUAAGGAUGGCUGGAUGGAUCAGAUCGAGGCGCGUUCAGAGGAAGAGGCGAAGCAACUUCAGGCUACUCGGACUUUCCACCGCUGA
Molecule: messenger RNA, 1452 nt
Organism: Penicillium samsonianum
Lineage: Eukaryota; Fungi; Ascomycota; Eurotiomycetes; Eurotiales; Aspergillaceae
Exons: 1
Coding region: 1-1452 (483 amino acids)
Cellular component (GO): mitochondrion
Source: RefSeq, a predicted model, not a curated record